AAAAUUAUAUUAUACAGAGAGUAAAAAGAAAAAGGAAAAGGAAGUCACGUUAUUCCCGGAGUUUUCUGUUUCUGUUUCUAGAAAUUUCGCGCUUCUCCUCAAAAGUAAUUUUCUCUUUCUGCUCUGCUUUUUUUUUCAUCCAUUUUUUUUCUCCAUUUUUGGAAGCAAUUUCACGACGAAAACUCGAAGCAGACAAAUAUUUGAACUUUAUUUUUGCACUUCUCUCUUCCAUUUAUCUUUUUCUUUUUCUGGUUUCAGAAAGUUUUGAGGAUUGUAGUAUUUUUUCUGCUCUGUUUUCCGGCGCCUUUCAGAAUGCAAUUGUAUUGGUGAAAGGCACUGGAAAUUUUUCUGUUUGCAUUGAAGAUUGACAUGACGGGAGCUAAUAGCGAUGAAAACUUGGGGAAGUUGAAAAAAAGUUGGUGAACUGUGGGUGUAAUACAAAGUGGCAAAAGAGAUGGCUUCUGUGCUGGCUUCUCUGUUUCCAAAACUGGGCUCUUUAGGUACUUCAGAUCAUGCUUCUGUUGUAUCCAUCAACCUCUUUGUGGCACUCCUUUGUGCUUGCAUCAUCAUUGGUCAUCUUUUGGAGGAGAACCGCUGGGUUAAUGAGUCCAUUACUGCCCUCAUAAUUGGUUUGUGUACAGGAGUGGUUAUCUUGCUCGUAAGUGGUGGAAAGAGCUCACACCUUCUGGUUUUCAGUGAAGAUCUCUUUUUCAUAUAUGUACUUCCUCCAAUCAUAUUUAAUGCAGGGUUUCAGGUAAAAAAGAAGCAAUUUUUCGUAAACUUCAUUACUAUAAUGAUGUUCGGAGCCAUUGGUACCCUGGUCUCAUGUGCCAUUAUAUCAUUAGGUGCCAUUCAAACUUUCAAGAAGUUGGACAUUGAAUUUCUAGAUAUUGGGGAUUAUCUUGGUAAUUUUUCGAAACCAUUGUUGUGUUUGUUCUGUUGUUGGUUGCUUGUGUUUCUACCUCUGACCGCUCUUAUUUCUCUCUCUCUCCACUUGUUAGCAAUUGGAGCAAUAUUUGCUGCCACAGAUUCCGUCUGCACAUUGCAGGUCCUACAUCAGGAUGAGACACCCCUCCUUUACAGUCUUGUAUUUGGAGAAGGAGUUGUAAAUGAUGCUACAUCGGUGGUGCUUUUCAAUGCUAUUCAAAACUUCGACCUUACGAGCAUGAAUCCCAGUAUAGCCCUCAGUUUCCUUGGCAACUUCUUCUAUCUGUUCCUUGCUAGCACUUUACUGGGAGCAGGAACUGGUCUUCUUAGUGCUUACAUUAUCAAGAAGCUGUAUUUUGGCAGGCACUCCACAGAUCGUGAGGUUGCCCUUAUGAUGCUCAUGGCUUACUUAUCAUACUUGCUGGCCGAAUUAUUCUAUUUGAGUGGGAUUCUCACUGUCUUUUUCUGUGGUAUUGUAAUGUCUCACUACACUUGGCACAAUGUGACCGAGAGUUCAAGAGUCACUACAAGGCACACUUUUGCAACUUUGUCAUUUCUUGCAGAGACUUUCCUCUUCCUCUAUGUCGGCAUGGAUGCUUUGGAUAUCGAGAAGUGGAAAUUUGUUGGUGACAGGCCUGGGUUAUCAAUUUCCGUGAGUUCGAUACUGAUGGGACUAAUCUUGCUUGGGAGAGCUGCCUUUGUUUUUCCAUUAUCAUUCUUAUCCAACUUAAUGAAGAAAUCCUCGGAGCAAAAAAUUACCUUUAGGCAGCAAGUGAUAAUAUGGUGGGCAGGUUUGAUGAGAGGCGCAGUGUCCAUGGCACUGGCAUAUAAUAAGUUCACUCGUGGGGGACACACUCAACUGCAGGACAAUGCAAUAAUGAUUACCAGCACGAUAACCAUUGUUCUAUUCAGCACAAUGGUAUUCGGUUUAAUGACAAAACCCCUUAUAAGUCUCCUGCUGCCACCACAGAGGCAAUUGAGUACAGUGUCAUCAGGCGCAAAUACUCCAAAGUCUCUAACAGCCCCACUCCUAGGCAGUCGAGAGGACUCUGAAGUUGAUUUAAAUGUUCCAGAUCUUCCUCACCCACCAAGUUUGAGGAUGCUACUUACCGCACCAAGUCAUAAAGUGCAUCGGUACUGGCGCAAGUUUGACGAUGCAUUCAUGCGCCCUAUGUUUGGUGGUCGGGGAUUUGCUCCUCCUGCCCCUGGUUCUCCAACGGAACAGGGUCCAUGAUGUGCACGAGAAAAAUGAAAUUGAUGUAAAAGAAAUUUGCCAAGGGACGUCCAG
This is a messenger RNA of Solanum verrucosum, 2215 nucleotides long. Its product is annotated as sodium/hydrogen exchanger 2. Gene Ontology annotation, molecular function: sodium:proton antiporter activity. The record is from RefSeq and is a predicted model, not a curated record. The coding region runs from base 455 to 2161 and encodes 568 amino acids. The transcript has 15 exons. Gene Ontology annotation, biological process: proton transmembrane transport; sodium ion transport; regulation of stomatal closure. Lineage: Eukaryota; Viridiplantae; Streptophyta; Magnoliopsida; Solanales; Solanaceae. Gene Ontology annotation, cellular component: membrane.